GACAGACGCGCGAAGGGAUUCGGAGCUUUCGUCUUCUUCGGCGCAGAGCAGGGCGCCAACCGCAUCGCGAACGAGAUGUCUCGGCUACGGCUGGAAGCUUCACUUGCCAACGCCCCAGUGAUCAAUAAUCGCCCGAAGACCGCCAACCAGAAGAAACAGCUGGACAAUUAUCUCUACGUUCAGAUCGAGAAGUCCAUCGAGCUACGAGAGCGGGUCCAGCGCGCGAAGGGUGCGAAGCAGAGUUCCUCCAACGGUUUCGGCAUUCUCGACGUCGGCGCGACAUCCGGCAUCAUGGGCGUAGAGGCCGCCGAGAACCUGCGCGACAUUAUCCAUGAGCAGACGGGCAAGAACAUCAAUAUGGACGUUAGCCAGGAGACUGCGUUUAUAUUUGGUGACGGCAACGCCAGGGCCUGCACCGCGCCGCAGGGCGAUGCGA
Messenger RNA from Prorocentrum cordatum, 436 nucleotides. The record is from the annotation of a GenBank genome assembly. NCBI's taxonomy places the organism in Eukaryota, Dinophyceae, Prorocentrales, Prorocentraceae.